Molecule: messenger RNA, 3198 nt
Organism: Oikopleura dioica
Lineage: Eukaryota; Metazoa; Chordata; Appendicularia; Copelata; Oikopleuridae
Source: the annotation of a GenBank genome assembly
AUGAUGGCCCAAGAAACCAACCAGAAAUUCGGGCUCGCUCGAGCGCUCGUCGUUUUAGGAAACUGGGAAACAGCUCAAGAAAUCAUCGAGCGCUACCCACAGUUUUGCGCAGUUUCUGAUCCAUCGAUGGCGAAGGCGAUAACCAAAAGAUGUCAUCAGAUCAUCGAACCUCUUUUCAGAAAAGUAGCGGCGAAGAAAAUCGGCACAGGAAAACCGGUCGAGGUCAAAAUCGACGAAAAGUCUCAAGUCAAGGAGUUUUCCGAUAUCGAAACGAAUUUGAUGCCGAUUGUCAAUACUCUUGGUCCAAUGCUCUCCGUUGAUCCGUUGUUGUUCACCAAGAUCCUGAGAAUCACCAAGAGCUUCUUCCGAACCUACAAGAGCGAGGCAGAAAAUGCCGAUUGGCGAUCUGAAAACCGAUCCACCAUCGCUUCUCUUCUUUGCAUAAUUGAAGAGGUCUUGCUUCCAUCCUUGACGAUGAUGGACUGCCCAGUUGUUCAAUCCGAAGAGCUCUGGCAAAUCUUCAAAAACAUGGACUACGAGCUUCGCUACCGCCUCUACGGGCAUUGGAAGAACCAAAGCUGCACCUUCCACCCGAAAUUGAUCGUCGCGCACGCCAAGUCCGUCGACCGAACAAAAUACGUCCUCAAGCGGCUAACAAAAGACACGGUCAAGCAAUCCGGUCGACAGCUCGGCAAAAUCUCUCACGCUAACCCAGGCGCGCUUUUCGACACUAUUUUGGUGCAAAUUCAGCGUUAUGACAACCUGAUCGGUCCAGUCGUCGACACUUUGAAAUACCUAACGAGCGUUAGCUACGAUGUUCUCAUCUACUGUGUCAUUGAGGCCUUGGCGAAUCCGGAAAAGGAAACGAUGAAAACUGAUGGAACAACAAUUUCCGACUGGCUUCAGAGUUUGGCAAACUUCUGCGGAACUGUUUGCAAAAAAUACAGCAUCGACUUGAUCGGCUUGAUUCAAUACGUGGCGAAUAAGCUUCAGACAGGAUCGUCUCUUGAUCUUUUGCUGCUGAAAGAAGUGGUCCAGAAGAUGUCGGGAAUCGAGGCCAAUGUUGAGGUCACUGAUGAUCAGUUGAAUGCGCUCUCUGGCGGCGAAAUUUUGAAAACAGAAGGAGGUUAUUUCGGUCAAAUUCGAAACGUCAAGAAGCCAAGUUUGAGAUUACGAGAAGUCCUGAUCGAGCAUAAACUCGCCCUACCUCUCUGCCUCCUUAUGAGUACACAUCGAGCUCAUAUCGUUUUCGAAGAAGGAGUAGGAAAACACUUGAAACUCGUCGGCAAACUUACAGAUCAGUGUCACGACACUCUCUAUCAAUUCGGCGGUUUUCUCAGCGCAAACCUGAACAUGGAAGAAUACAUGAAGCAAGUGCCGCCGAUCGAAGAGCUUAUCGAAAAGUACGGCACUCCCUGGGACGUGGCAUUUUUCAUCUCGAGGCAAAUGUACAAUCAUCAGAUACAGGAUCAGUACCAGAUCAAAGUCACUGAUCAGAAAAUAAACGACCAAGAAGUAAAGUCAGAAAUGUUCAUCGACUGCGCUGAUCACAUCUUACUGCCAAUCGCCAAGACGGUGGAAUCGAUGCACAAGGACAACGUCUGGCUCGACAUCAGCUCCAACUUAUACACCGCUUUUUGGACAAUGACGAUGUACGAUAUUGAAACGCCGACAGAGUCUUACGCCAAGGAAGUGAAGAAGCUUAAGGGACAGAUCAAGCAACUGGACGACAAUCUGGAAUUAAAUUCAACAAAACGAAAACGAGAGAAAGAACGCCUCACAACUCUGAUCGAAAAACUCAACGCCGAAAAACAGAAACAAGAUGAGCAUCAACAAAUGGUUUUUGGCCGACUUCAGCGACAGUGUGAAAACUGGUUCCCUGCAAGAAACACGAAAAAUGACGCGAUCACUACAUUCCUUCGAAUUUGCCUCUUCCCGAGAUGCAUUUUCUCGGCUUUGGAUGCUCAGUACUGUGCCAGAAUGGUCCAGUUGAUUCAUGAAUUGAGAGUUCCGAAUUUCAGCACUCUUCUCUGCUACGAUCGAGUAUUCACAGACAUCAGCUACAUCGCCGCCUCCCUCACCGAAAACGAAGCAUCUCGUUUCGGCCGUUUCCUUUGCGGAAUGCUCUCGACGAUCAUGCGCUGGCACUCUGAUCCUGAAUACUACGAAAAAGAGUGUGGCGACUUCCCAGGCUUCAUCACGGUUGUCCGAACUCACAACAAAGCUAAUGAGCCCAGUUCAAGAGCGAACCAGCUUGAUUAUGAAAACUUCCGCCACGUGUGCCACAAGUGGCAGUACAAGCUCACCAAAGCUCUUGUUCUCUGCCUCGAGUCUGGCGAAUACGUUCAAAUUCGAAACGCGCUGAUGAUUCUCACCAAGAUCCUCCCCUUCUUCCCCAUGGUCACUACUCUCGGAGCAGCACUAGAAAAACGCGUGGAAAAGGUGCGAAACGAAGAGAAAGACAAGCGACAGGACUUGUACGCCUUGGCGAUGGGAUACGCUGGACAACUGAAGGGAAGAAAGAGCGCCAUGGUUCAGGAAAAUGAAUUCCAUACAAAAGACAAAACUCAAAAAGCACCUGCCAUGAAAGAAAUCCAAGAGCGAAAACGUCGAGAAGCUGCGAAAAAGCGCGAAGAAGGCAAAACUCUCUCGAUGGACGUAGAAGAUGCGAAAAAGGAAGAGCGAAAGGCUGAAAGUCGUUCUCGAUCAAAGACAGCUGAGCGCUCCAGGGCUCGAGAAAAGAGCGAGAAGAAGGAGAAGACGGCGGAAAAAGAGAAGGAGAAAGAACCAGAACCGCCGAAAGACACGUCGAAAAUGACGAUGCAAGAAAGGAUGGCCGAAAAGCGACGGCAGCGGGAACUCGGCAUGGCAAAGAAAGAAGCGGCUGAAGAGUCGAAGGACGAUGACAGCGAUAAACGAAAGCGAGCCAAUCCAAGUUCUGAGCCAGGAUCGCAGGAAAAAUUGCCGAAGCGAGCGAAGAAAGAUGACAAAGACAAAAAAGACGAGGAGAAAAAGAAGGAAGAUAAGAAAGCCCAGCUCUCUGAAGCACUCGAAAAGGAAAAGAAGGAGAAAGAGGCACGAUCGAAGGAAAAGUCCAAGCGGGAUGAAGAGCGAUCCAAGUCCAAGUCGAAAUCGCGCGCCCGAUCACGUGAUCGUUCCGAGUCUCACUCCCGAAGCGAGCGAAAAUCCCGCCGUUAG